Ipomoea nil (Japanese morning glory) is the source of this 285-nucleotide messenger RNA. Its product is annotated as octapeptide-repeat protein T2-like. Bases 1 to 285 code for a protein of 94 amino acids. The record is from RefSeq and is a predicted model, not a curated record. NCBI's taxonomy places the organism in Eukaryota, Viridiplantae, Streptophyta, Magnoliopsida, Solanales, Convolvulaceae. The transcript has a single exon.
AUGGAGAGGAGGGUAGGGGAUGAUGACCGAAAGGCGGAGGGAAUAGCAGCAAACAGCGAUGGAAGGAGAACGAGAAGAGGAAGAAAAGGCAGGAGAAGGGAAGCAAGAGGCAGGGAACAAAGGAGCGAGAGAGAGAACAAAAAGAAAGGGAAGGAGGGCGAGAGCCACGCCAGCGAGGGAAGGGAGAGGCACAGAGAGGAGGAAGAGAAGAGAGGGAAGGGCAGACGAUGGAAGCCGCGAGAGGUGAGGGAGAAGGAGAGAGACGGUGGGGGCAGGGGUGGCUGA